AUGGAUUCAUUCUCUCUCCGUCAAGCAUAUGACCUCUACCUUCCAAAGAAUCACCUCUCCACUUUUCAACCCCAGACGAAUGAUCCAAACCCCCUUCCUCCAUCUCUUCGCUCCCAUCCAACUCCCCACUCCCGCAACCCCAACCUCCUCCUCAUCGCCCCCUGCAUCUCCAUCAACCUCCUAAUCACCACCAGCCUAUCCCUCCCCCUCACAACCCCCCUCUCCUCCUCCGUCAAAUCCUUCACAUCCACCCAUCUCGAAGGUUCCAUCGGCAUCCCCACCAAAAAGUUCUCAUCCUCCAAUCCCCAUACGUCUCCACCGGACACGGAAUCCCCGUUGAGGUUUCUUCCGCUUUCGCCAUCAUGGCUCGAUCUUCUCGGGCUCGCAUUAUGGCUUCCUCCAUCUUUUUUUUCCGCGUCGGGCGUGGUAUGA
Botrytis porri is the source of this 432-nucleotide messenger RNA. RefSeq lists its product as uncharacterized. Bases 1 to 432 code for a protein of 143 amino acids. The record is from RefSeq and is a predicted model, not a curated record. Lineage: Eukaryota; Fungi; Ascomycota; Leotiomycetes; Helotiales; Sclerotiniaceae. The transcript has a single exon.